GAGGUUCUCGACAUAUAACGCCUCCUCAAGGGCGGAUCUUCAUAUUUGCUUCAUUACGAUUCUUCACCAUACAAUACUGCAAAGCUCACAACAUGAACACCGUUGAAAGAGGUGUUGCCAACGAUCCCAAACCAGACGCCGGGCUUGGAAGGUUUGCCACUGCGGGCGAGUCGUCGCCGAGUUUCAACGGCAAGCCUACGGAGGGCUUCAAUGUAAAGGAUGGUGAUGUUGAAGCGGCAUAUACAAGAGGUCAAGAAGCGAUCACCGUUUCGAGCGAUGAGACUCCUCUCCCACCUCCUUUCAAAGGUCUUUCGAUCCUCGACCGCCUACUCGUCCUAUGGAUCCUCCUCUCCAUGGCUCUUGGCAUAAUUCUGGGUAACUUGGUCCCCUCGGUCGGUCCAGCGCUGCAACGCGGUACAUUCGUCGGCGUUUCCGGACCCAUAGCCGUUGGUUUACUGGUCAUGAUGUACCCAAUUCUUUGCAAGGUCCGCUUCGAGACGUUACACCUCCUGGCAAAAUCAAAGGAGCUGUGGCGACAGAUUGGAAUCUCGUUCCUCCUAAAUUGGAUCAUAGCGCCGCUGUUCAUGACCGCUCUGGCAUGGGCUUUCCUACCGGAUCGACAAGCGCUCAGAGAUGGGUUGAUCUUCGUUGGUGUGGCAAGAUGCAUCGCCAUGGUGCUGAUCUGGACGGACCUUGCAGGCGGCGAUGGCGACUAUUGCGCAGUACUGGUGGCUUUCAACAGUAUCCUGCAAAUUGUGCUGUUUGCACCCAUGGCCGUCUUCUACAUCCGAGUCGUCUCGCAUGAUCCAGCGGACUUUGACGGUUACCUCUAUCAAGAUGCGGCCACCUCCGUCGCGGUGUUCUUGGGCAUCCCAUUGGCCGCAGCCAUCAUUACCCGCUUGGCACUGCGGGCCCUGCUCGGCGAAGAGAAAUACCAGAAGUACUUCAUUCGCUUCAUUGCGCCGUUGUCGCUGAUUGGAUUGCUUUACACCAUCAUCGUCUUAUUUGCAAGUCAAGGAUUACACGUUGUUCAGCAGAUCACCUCAGUGUUACGCGUGUGCGCUCCACUGGUGGUUUACUUCUUGGUCAUCUUCCCGCUCACGGCGAUCAUGAUGUGGCGCGCUGGCUUCGGCUACAAGAUCGGGUGCACGCAGGCCUUCACAGCAGCGUCCAACAACUUUGAGUUGGCUAUUGCCGUGGUCGUCUCCGUAUAUGGCGCAGGAAGCGAGGAGGCUCUGGCAUCGACUGUGGGACCUCUCAUUGAGGUGCCAGUCUUGGUUGCCCUGGUGUAUGUGAUCAGAUGGUUCAAGAACCGGUAUGGUUGGAAAGAGCCAGUACGCAAAUAG
Molecule: messenger RNA, 1346 nt
Organism: Baudoinia panamericana UAMH 10762
Lineage: Eukaryota; Fungi; Ascomycota; Dothideomycetes; Mycosphaerellales; Teratosphaeriaceae
Exons: 2
Coding region: 93-1346 (417 amino acids)
Biological process (GO): arsenite transport; antimonite transmembrane transport
Cellular component (GO): plasma membrane
Molecular function (GO): antiporter activity; arsenite transmembrane transporter activity; antimonite transmembrane transporter activity
Source: RefSeq, a predicted model, not a curated record